AUGGCCUGCGCCGAGGUCCUGCAGACGCCAGCCCCAGAGCAGCCCCAGCCCAUCUCCGCAAGAGCCACCCCCACCACCCCUAAGGCCGCGGACCCUGCUGGGGGUCACUGGGGCUCCGCGGAUGGCGACUUGGAGUGCCUGGUGUGCCGGGAGCCCUACACCUGUACCCGGCCGGCCAAGCUGCUGGGCUGCCAACACUCCUUCUGUGCCGUCUGCCUCAGGCUCCUGCUGUGUGUACGGGACAACACCUGGUCCGUUACCUGCCCACUGUGCCGCCAAGCCACCUCCGUCCCCGGGGGCCUCAUCUGCAGCCUGCGUGACCAGGAGACCGUAGGGGGGCAGCUGGGCCAGCCGUGCCCGGAGGUGCAGCUCUGUCCUCAGAGGCUGGCAGAUUCUGCCACCUCGGCAGCGUGGCCCCCCGGCUUGGUGGGAGAGGAUGGGCAGGAUGUGGCCAAUGCCAACCGCGUGGCAGCCCGACGCCUGGCGGCACAAUUGCUCCUACUGGUCUUGCUCAUCAUCCUCAUCCUGCCCUUCAUCUACCCUGGCAUCAUCCGGUGGGUGCUUGCCUUCGUUAUCACCUUGGCCCUGCUAAUGUCCUCCCUAUUCUGUUGUCACUCCGGCAGCCAGGGCAGGCGCUGGCCCUCCCCGGGGACUCUUUUCUGCAGAGGACGGAAACACAGUGAGAUCUCUUCCAUUGCCUGAGUGCGCUCCAAAGAGACGGCACCUGCGGCCUCUUGGGCCCCAUUAGGCUCACAGUGAACAGGUGAAGAGGCUCUGAACU
Messenger RNA from Leptonychotes weddellii (Weddell seal), 781 nucleotides. RefSeq names its product ring finger protein 186 (gene RNF186). NCBI's taxonomy places the organism in Eukaryota, Metazoa, Chordata, Mammalia, Carnivora, Phocidae. Gene Ontology annotation, biological process: protein localization to mitochondrion; protein K63-linked ubiquitination; protein autoubiquitination. The record is from RefSeq and is a predicted model, not a curated record. Gene Ontology annotation, molecular function: ubiquitin protein ligase activity. Gene Ontology annotation, cellular component: endoplasmic reticulum membrane.